Molecule: messenger RNA, 376 nt
Organism: Vombatus ursinus (common wombat)
Lineage: Eukaryota; Metazoa; Chordata; Mammalia; Diprotodontia; Vombatidae
Product: trefoil factor 2-like
Exons: 3
Biological process (GO): negative regulation of gastric acid secretion; chemokine-mediated signaling pathway; maintenance of gastrointestinal epithelium
Molecular function (GO): CXCR4 chemokine receptor binding
Source: RefSeq, a predicted model, not a curated record
AUGGAACCUCAGAGUCCUUGGUUCCUGGUGAUUCUUUUUAUCCUGGGCUUGUGCAACGUAGCUGGAGGGGAAAAGCCAUCUGCAUGCCAGUGUUCAAGGAUAGAACCAAAGAACAGAGAGAAUUGUGGUUUCCCAGGAAUUUCUAGUGAAAAAUGCUUUGCUUCUGGAUGUUGUUUUGAUACUCAGGUCUUUGGAGUUCCCUGGUGUUUCACUCCUCUGCCAAAGGAAGAUUCUGAAGAGUGUAUCAUGGAAGUAAAGGCAAGAGUGAAUUGUGGGUAUCCAGGAAUUUCCUCAAAGACAUGCAAAGCCCGUGAGUGCUGCUUUGACAAUAAGAUCCCUGGAGUACCCUGGUGCUUCCAUCCUCUUCCUGUAAACG